AUGAGGAUGCUGUUGUGGGGGAUCUUGUCAUUCUGCUUGCUGGCCUAUGCCCACGGUGACUGCCGGAAGGACUGCCUGAACUGCCACAGACAUCUGUACAGCCACCAAGAUGACUUUAGUCUUCUGAUCUGUGUAAUGGAGUGUGAAGGGAAACUGUUUUCCAGUGCUACCUGGGGACUUUGCAAUAAAGCCAUCAGUGGAAAAAGUUCUUUGUCCCUAGACCAUAGUAGCCUGGAAGAAAUGAAAUGGCCAUUGGAGAUGUGGGAUGGCAGCCUGAAAGGAGCCAGAAGUAACCUGAAACAUCAUGGUGACCUGACCAGAAUGGUGGAUCUCAGCGAUGGGGAAGAUAAGCAAGUGUCCAACUUGUUCAUCCGUCAGCCAAAGGCAGAAGAUGACACUAGUGAUGGAAGCCAAACUCCACUUGGGGAUUUACAUGAUCAGCUCAAGAUUCCCAAGAGGGUGGGUGAUUUCCUGAGGGGCCCAUUCAACUAUGGGCAGAUGGAAGAACCUGAGGUGCAAGAGCUCCAAAAACGAUUUGGAGGCUUCAUUGGUGUUCGAAAAUCAGCCCGGAAGUGGCACAACCAGAAAAGGUUCAGUGAAUUCCUGAAGCAGUAUCUGGGGAUGUCCCCACGUUCCGUUGAGUACGAUGGCUUGGCUGAUGACCUGAAGGAACAGAAUGAGAUUUAA
This is a messenger RNA of Notechis scutatus (mainland tiger snake), 687 nucleotides long. It is a transcript of the gene PNOC, whose product is annotated as prepronociceptin. Lineage: Eukaryota; Metazoa; Chordata; Lepidosauria; Squamata; Elapidae. Gene Ontology annotation, biological process: neuropeptide signaling pathway; chemical synaptic transmission; sensory perception. Gene Ontology annotation, molecular function: opioid receptor binding. The record is from RefSeq and is a predicted model, not a curated record. Gene Ontology annotation, cellular component: neuronal cell body; plasma membrane; dendrite.